Molecule: messenger RNA, 822 nt
Organism: Menidia menidia (Atlantic silverside)
Lineage: Eukaryota; Metazoa; Chordata; Actinopteri; Atheriniformes; Atherinopsidae
Source: the annotation of a GenBank genome assembly
AUGCCAGCAAGUGUGUUUUUCCUGAAAAGGGAGCCCUGCACAGAGGCUGUCUCCAGGCCAGGUCUUAUCUACUUCACCGUGGAGGAUGUGGAAUCUCAGUCUGAUUUGGAGGUGAUCCUAGAAUUUCUGGAGGAGUACUACAGGCAAAACUCUGUAGAAAAUGGGGACAAGGUGUCCCGGAGUACAGGAGUGCCUUUGGAGGAAAGACCAAUGCCUGUGGAUGAACCCUGCGAGCAGUGCUGGACAUUCUAUGGACCAGCUGUAGGCACAAACAUGUUUGUCCUCAUAUAUCUAAAGACAUGCAAAUACGACAAAGGUGAGCGCCUUGCAAACUGGAAUUCUCUUAUUCAUAUUAUUGUAAUGUCUUCCCCAUCAAAGAAUAUCAAAUCCACACGUCAGCCUUUACCGCCACAUGAUGCCCGACCAGCAUUCUGCCAAAGCACAACACCAACAUUGUCUGACAUUGUAUCAUCAAGACAAUCAGCCAAACACCCAGCCACAGGAGCGGGGAGUGGCAGAAAGGUGCGACUCUUUCACUUCCUGUUUGAGAUGCUGGAGGAUCCGAGCAUGGCCCACUGUUUGUCCUGGGUGCCAACAGCUGCAGGCGUUUUCCGCUUUUCCUCAAGGAAUAAGGACCAAGUGGCGGCUCUUUGGGGCCAGAGAAAAGGCAACAAGAGGCCCAUGACCUACCAGAAGAUGUCCAGGGCCCUUAGGAACUACGCUCGGUCUGGAGAGAUAUUCAAGGUUAAGAAGAAGCUCACCUACCAGUUCAGCAGAGACACCCUACAGUCAUUGCAAAGGUUUCAACAAGGACAUUUUUAA